UGAGGACGGAACCAUUCACCGAGCUGAGAGAUAUGACGGAUUAAAUACAACCAGAAAGAAUUAGGUUUUGGGUUUCACUGCGGAUUAGGGCCACGUGCCUCUGUUACGUGAUUGGAUUACAAAUCUGGGCAAUUUUACGAGAAAUUAGCCUGAUAAUCUCACAGAGUGAGCGACGCAGCAUCCCGGCCCAUCUCUGUGAAAACAGAGACAAACGGCAUCAGAAGAUGACUGCGUGACGCUGCCAUGGAUGAAUCCGCAACCAUUAACACAUUCUAACAGAAAUGAGGACCAGCCUCGACCGUUCUUCUUCCGUUUAGUGUUCGCGUAUCACCUCCUGCUUCAUUGUUAGUCAUGGUUUUGUUGCGGAGCUUCGUGCGGCUGACGGUAAUGCUAUGCCAGAGCGGAUGGUGGGGAGUCGCGUCGAGCCCCACCGACGAAGGAGCGCUUCGCACCGGCCACGGCGACCACGGAGAGCCGGGCCAUCAGGAGCAUCACAAGGAUUCCUACAGCACAUUCGCCUCCGAGUUUCUGGAGUCCAGAUAUUUGUCCGAUGACGGUUAUCCAUUCCCCACAGCUCCACCAGUCGAUCCUUUUGCCAAGAUCAAAGUCGGCGACUGCGGAGUUACCAAAGGCUGCAUAAGGUACGGGAAGCCAGGGUGCGAUGCAGAGACGUGUGACUACUUUCUGAGCUAUCGCCGCAUCGGUACAGAUGUGGAGUAUGAGAUGAGUGCAGACACAGACGGCUGGGUCGCCGUGGGUUUCUCCUCUGACAAGAAAAUGGGUGGAGACGAUGUGAUGGGGUGCGUUCAUGAUGACAAUGGACGUGUGAGAAUCCACCAUUUUUACAACGUCGGCCAAUGGGCCAAGGAGAUCAAGAGGAACCCGGCUCGGGAUGAAGAAGGAAUCUUCGAGAACAAUCGGGUGACCUGCCGUUUCAAACGACCGUUGUACGUCCCGAGAGAGGAAACGCUGGUGGACUUGCAUCUUUCCUGGUAUUACCUGUUUGCGUGGGGACCUGCCAUUCAAGGUUCCAUCACAAGGCACGACAUCGACAAUCCUCCGGUCAGUGACCGCAUGAUCAGCAUCUAUAAGUAUGAAGACAUCUUCAUGCCCUCCACAGCCUAUCAGACCUUCAAUUCUCCAAUCUGCUUGCUGCUCAUAGUAGCUCUCACCUUCUAUUUGCUCAUGGGGACACCAUAAUCAAGCACAGCCAAUCACACUGGAUAGGAGGGAGUUGAUCGUGCAGCAAUAAAAAAA
Poecilia latipinna (sailfin molly) is the source of this 1257-nucleotide messenger RNA. RefSeq names its product ferric-chelate reductase 1-like (gene frrs1l). Lineage: Eukaryota; Metazoa; Chordata; Actinopteri; Cyprinodontiformes; Poeciliidae. The transcript is spliced from 5 exons. The coding region runs from base 352 to 1200 and encodes 282 amino acids. The record is from RefSeq and is a predicted model, not a curated record. Gene Ontology annotation, biological process: regulation of postsynaptic membrane neurotransmitter receptor levels; regulation of glutamate receptor signaling pathway.